This is a messenger RNA of Dujonia railenensis, 969 nucleotides long. NCBI's taxonomy places the organism in Eukaryota, Fungi, Ascomycota, Pichiomycetes, Serinales, Debaryomycetaceae. The record is from the annotation of a GenBank genome assembly.
AUGGCAUUGAUAACAUCGACUAAGUUGACUGAUGACCAAAGCGAGAAGUUGCAAGCAAUUAUAGGGCAGCUUCCCAAGAUUAUCGAACAGCUUGAAAACCCAGAAUACGAUGAAAUUUUCGGCUAUAGAAUCAACACGUCCGAUAAGGAAGGUGUAAAUGAAAACGUAAGGAAUGAAAUUUUAUACAAGUACUUGGUAGCUACAGAAUUUGAUGUUGCCCUUACAGUGGAAAGAUUGGUCAAGACUUUAAACUGGAGAAAUACCUUCAGACCAUUGAGUGCUGCUUACAAGGAGAAAUUCGAAUCUGAUUUUGAAGAUUUGGGAGUCAUUACAGUGUUUGAUAGCAACAAGGAAAACUUGUCUGUCGUGACCUGGAACCUCUAUAAGAACAUCAAAUCGCCAAAAAAGUUAUUUGAGAAGCAAAAUGAAAAGGAAACUUUACCAGGAACUCCGUUUUUACGCUGGAGAAUUGGAUUAAUGGAGAGAUCAUUACUGCAAAUUGAUUUCACCAGCACUGACAACAACAAGAUUGCACAAAUUCACGAUUAUAAGGACGUGUCAUUCUUCAAAGUUGAUCCUGGCAUGAAGGAAGCAACAAAGGAGAUCAUUGCUAUCUUUGGUGACCAUUAUCCCGAAUUACUUUCUAUUAAGUUCUUCAUGAACGUUCCAACUCUUAUGAGUUGGAUGUUUGCGUUUGUUAGACUUUUAGGAGUUGGAGCUGCCACGGUCAAGAAAUUCCAGGUAUUGAAUAGUGGGGACGUUUCCUCGUGGUUUCCUAAGAAGCAACUUCCAGCAGCUUACGGCGGUGAAGUAACCGGCAAGCCCGAGGAGGCGUUGAACGACUUACAAAAUGCUCAUGUGCCUUCGGUUCCAGUGUACGGGAAGCUCUUUUUAGAGGACACCGUAAUUGCGAAAGCAGAGACUGCAGCAGCUGAAGCUCCUACCGCUGAGACAUUGACCGUCGAUUAA